AUGUUUUUGUUUUCGGGUGAGUGGCAGCCUUUCCUUCAUACAGUUGGUUGUGGACUUCAACAUACUUUCCUGCAGUUUUUGUGAAGCUACACGGAGUGUCGCUAUUCACCAGCAAUAACUUGUACGUCUUUCUCUCCACCCAUUUGUGUCAUUUACAGGGAGGAGACCUCAUAUAUUCAGUGUAAGGAAAGUCGCUUGCUUAACAUUUUAUUGACUAGUGGAUUUCGCUUUCAGUCGUUAUGAACGUUCGUUUGGUUGGAUAGCGCUAUAAUUUACCACACCAUUGCAUCGGGAAUACGUUUUAUUAGCUGAAAAUGGAAUGCAAAGGAUUCUCUGCCUUGAUGUUCUGCCUGACUUGGUUUAUUUUCCUACUGCGUACCAGCUAUGGAGACGUGACCUAUUCUGUUCCGGAGGAGCUGAAACGCGGAUCUGUGAUCGGAAAUAUAGCCAAGGAUCUGGGGCUGGAUGCAAAACGAAUCAUGCAUCGAAAAGCUCGCGUAGAUGCUGAUGGUAGCAGCAAACGUCAUUGUGAAAUCGAUCUGAAUACUGGUGAUUUGAUCGUUGCUGAAAUAAUAGACCGGGAACAGCUUUGCGGUAGGAGGAUUUCAUGCAACCUAAAAUAUGAGAUGGUUCUGGAGAAUCCCUUAGAAUUACAUAACAUAAUUCUUCAGGUACAAGAUAUUAAUGAUAAUGCUCCACAAUUCCAAGAAGAUGUGAUAAAGUUGGAUAUCACAGAGUCAGCAGUGAAAGGGGCUCGGUUUGCGGUUAACCAGGCUCAUGAUGCAGAUAUAGGACAGAAUUCCGUUCAAAGCUACACAAUACAAAGGAACGACCAUUUUAGUUUGGCGGUUCAUACCAUUCCCGGUGGGGGGAAGUAUGGCGAGUUAGUGUUAGAGACGGAACUAGAUCGAGAACGACAACAGGAGGUAUCAUUAUUACUUACUGCCGUUGACGGUGGGACUCCACAGAGAUCUGGUACUGUAGUUAUACACGUUACUGUGUUGGAUGCUAAUGAUAAUAAACCAGUGUUUAGCCAGAAUGUCUAUAAGGUCAGUGUACCUGAAAAUUCUCCAAUAGGGUCAUUAGUGGUUACUGUGACGGCAACAGAUGCAGACGAGGGGGCAAAUGGAGAAGUGACGUACGGAUUUGGCUCCAUCUCAGAUGAAGUGAAUCAAUUAUUUUCCCUUAAUCCCAAAACGGGUGAAAUUAACAUAGCUGGAUUUAUGGAUUACGAAAAGGAGUCAAUAUAUGAAUUAAGUAUUCAAGCGAAAGACAAUUCGGGGUUGACGUCAUUUGUCAACAUAGUUGUUGAUAUUAAAGAUGUGAAUGAUAAUGCACCAAUAAUAUUUAUCAAAUCUCUUAAAAAUCCCAUCCCUGAGGAUGUGUUACCUGGAACAGAGGUGGGCAUCAUUAAUGUACAGGAUAAAGACUCUGGGGGGAAUAGACAGGUCCGAUGCUCCAUUCAACAAAAUGUUCCUUUCAAACUAAACCCCUCAAUCAAAAACUACUAUUCUUUGGUAACAACUAGUGAAUUAGACCGAGAGAUAAUAUCAGAUUAUAACAUAACUAUCACUGCCACCGACGAGGGGUCUCCUCCUUUAUCCUCCUCGAAGACUAUUCAUUUAUCUGUAUCAGACGUUAAUGACAAUCCCCCUGCGUUUGAAGAACAAUCCUACAGUUCCUAUGUGACUGAAAAUAACAAGCCGGGCUCCUCUAUGUGUUCUGUUACUGCCAGAGACCCAGACUGGAGACAGAACGGCACGGUGGUCUAUUCUCUAUUGCCCAGUCAUGUCAAUGGUGUUCCGGUGUCCUCAUUUUUAUCCAUUAACGGAGACACGGGGGUGAUCCAUGCUGUGAGAACAUUUGAUUAUGAGCAGUUUAGGAGCUUCAAGGUCCACGUUGUAGCCAGAGACAAUGGUUAUCCUCCACUCAGCAGUAACGUGACAGUGAAUGUCUUCAUAACAGAUGAGAAUGAUAACUCUCCCCAGAUAUUAUACCCUGCUCCAGCAGGGAACUCCUUGAUGACUGAGAUGGUCCCCAAAGCUGCUCUGGCGGGGUCCCUGGUUUCCAAGGUGAUAGCUGUGGAUGCUGACUCAGGACAGAACUCUUGGCUGUCAUAUCAGAUCGUGAAAUCAACUGAUCCGGGACUUUUCAUGAUUGGUCUCCACAGUGGAGACAUCCGGGCACUGCGGGACAUUUCUGAAUCUGACAGUAUGAAGCAGAACCUUGUUAUAUCAGUGAAAGAUAACGGACAGCCCUCUCUCUCUACAACCUGUGAUGUAUAUUUACUCAUAUCAGAUAACUUGGCUGAAGUUCCAGAACUGAAAGACAUGGCUUAUGAGGAUAGUUCCAAACUAACUUCCUAUUUGAUCAUUAGUCUGGUCUCUGUCUCCACCUUUUUCCUGACUUUCAUUAUUCUCAUUCUGGCCGUGAGGUUCUGCCGCAGUAGAAAGCCUAGAAUGUUGUUUGAUGGAGCAGUCGCCAUUCCCAGCGCGUAUCUCCCUCCCAACUAUGCAGAGGUGGAUGGAGCUGGAACUCUGCGCAGUUCUUAUAACUAUGAUGCAUACCUGACAACGGGCUCACGCACCAGUGACUUCAAGUUUGUGAGAUCUUACAAUGACAGCACCCUGCCUGCUGAUGUUACACUUAAGAGGAGUCAAGUUGAGUGUUUGGGAGAAAGUAUAAUCACUCUUAAUGAUGCGGGAGAGUCUGAGCAAAAACCACCCAACAAUGACUGGCGCUUUACCCAGCAGGGACAGAGACCCGGACCCAGUGGACAGUACAGAUUGGUUCCCCACUACUCUACGCAAAGAUCCAAUAACACUGGCACUACUGACCGGCAAAAUAAUGGCACGUACAGGUACAGCACCAGCACCCAGCAGAGAUGGACACCGUACGGCAAGGCGAGAGCUGGCCCCCAUCCUGAGGGGGCAGGUGGUGCUAUAGUUGGAACAGGACCCUGGCCCAACCCCCCCACUGAGGCUGAACAGCUCCAGGCUCUGAUGGCUGCUGCCAACGAGGUGAGCGAGGCCACGGCGACCCUUGGACCCCGCUACAAUGCCCAGUUCCCCAUGCAGCAUGUGCCCGACUACCGCCAGAACGUCUACAUCCCCGGCAGCACGGCCACCCUGACGGCCAACCCCCAGCAGAUGAUGCCCCAGCCGGCCCUGCAGGGCCCGCCACAGGCCAUGCCCCAGGUCGAUGUCCCCAACGCUGCCCAGACCCCCGCCAGCAAGAAGAAGUCCACCAAGAAGGACAAGAAGUAAGCCAAGCUAGCACCAAGCCUCAUCGCCACAGAAACCAAGACCCCCCCCCCCCCAUACUGCCGAGUGUACUCCCUCAUUGGAAGCCUUGAUCUUUGUUUUUUUCUUAUGCUAUUCAAUCUGAUCGUCCCAGAAUUUUGGAUGUUUGUGAGCAUAUGUCACUUUGCAAAUGUUUGUAAUGGGCAACCGCUGUACUUCUUGCUUCUAUGGUCAUCACAGCUUACUUCAGGCAGAGGUUAUUGGUGUGUUCUAUGUGGGGUGGGAGGGGGAGGAAGAUUACAUUUGAUUUGUAUUGAAUCCAGAUGGAUUUCAAGGACUUGGAAUUCAUGUAGUGACCUAGCUCUGUAUUAUAGUAUUCUAAAGAAAAACAAAAAAAACUAUCUGAUGGUUUGUUUUAUUAAACCGUUCGAUGUUUCUCUAAAAUGCCAAGUAGUUCUGCUUCUUAUGGUGACACGGAUUACACGUACACCUUGUUAAGGUUUCUUUAGAGAACUUGCUUUAGCUCUUUUUAAUGGGAUGAAAUAGACAAGACAUGCAUGAUUCAUCCUGAAGAUGAAGAACCACUGAAGAUGAGCCGACACUCACGUACAUUUAAAAAAAGAGGCUAGCUCAACUUCAUCAAGAAAGUACCAAUUUCAUGAGAAUGCAUACUGUAGCAUUAACAACUUAAAACGCCUGUAAGGUUCAAUGUAGUUAUAUGACUUGCAAGCAAAACAACGGAUGCUGAUUUAAUGUUACUUACAAUGGUGGCCAUCCAAUUGUAUCCAGCUGCUUUUUAAAAUCUUGCCCAAGCAGGAUUCUGUGGUUAUUUACAUCAUCUGAGCCACGAUUGUCACCUUUUUCCAUCAUUAUUGGUAGAAUCCCGUAGAGUGACAUUAAAGCAUAACUUUGUUCAUAUAAUGUAACAUGGUAAAGAUGGAUCAGUGUUUUAUUAAGUUAGAACCAACAUUAUUUAGAUAUUGUAUCUGCGUUUCUUUGUAUCAACAUUAUGCCGGGCUGGCCCAGUGUGAUUGGCUCUGCACUGUGGACUUCUCUAAGGCUCAUAGACAGUCCUGAGAACACGCCCCCAGGGUUGGGAGUGUGGUAAGGGCAGAGGGAGGGGAAUGGGUGGACAGUCUCUGUCCUCUUGCCACAUGUACAGUAUCUCUCCGGCUAUGACAGCCGGUAAAUGUGCUCUCAUCACCUUUUUAGUUCACAGUCUUUAUUCCUUAGUUCUCUAGGAGAACCUUGAUCAGACCACAUGUUCAGUACACUACAACUCCAGGCACUGUAGGAUGUUCUGUAUGGACCAUUUACAGAAUCCUAUGGAUAAGCCUUGUUGCGGAGUUCAGGGACAUAUCAGAAUCAUGGACAGAGACCAUCUCUCUCUCCACUCCUAGUCUGGGGCACAGAUAAUGUUUUCAGUCCAUCCUAUAACCUGCCAAAACCCCAGAUGCACAGACACCCUGCCCCCAUGUAAAUAAGACACAUAGCUAGUCUGUAUGAAUCUUAGAGAGACACAUCACUCUCUGACCACAACCACACAGCUGGCUAGUACUGGAAUGUUUUGAAUAUUUUUCAACCCCCAAAAAAUAUGUGUUUCAGAUGAAAUGUAGUGGUGUAGUGACUAAGAGUUGAGCUGACUGAUUUAACCGAGCUGUAAAUAAAACUAAAACUUUCAACAGACAGCCGUAGCUAGAGGCUUGUGAAAUGUGUCGUGCAUAUGUUUGUGUUUUCUCUCUAUCGUAUUCUUUCUUUGGUCACUCCAAACUUUAAAGUGUAACACUCAACACCUAAAUGUCUUUAAGGUGUGAUUCCAAUUUCCCCCGUACCUCUUCCUGUGUUUGUGAUCUUUAUCAAUUGUUUAUGCUAAUGGCAUGCCACCCUUGCUCCUAUGGAUAUAAAUAUAUAUGCAUCUUCUGCUGGAAUAGUCCUCUGUAAUUCUAUUGUAUUAUCUUUCGUAUUAAAUUGCUUAGCGCUUCUCCCUGUUACACUCUUAUUUUAUAUGCAAAUAUUUACAUCGCUGUUAAUUUGUUUGUUUUCGUUUACUCUUUGAACACUGACAUUUCCGAAUAAAAAUGUAUUCUAAAAUCA
Messenger RNA from Oncorhynchus nerka (sockeye salmon), 5336 nucleotides. Its product is annotated as protocadherin gamma-C5-like. NCBI's taxonomy places the organism in Eukaryota, Metazoa, Chordata, Actinopteri, Salmoniformes, Salmonidae. Gene Ontology annotation, biological process: homophilic cell-cell adhesion. The record is from RefSeq and is a predicted model, not a curated record. Gene Ontology annotation, molecular function: calcium ion binding. Gene Ontology annotation, cellular component: plasma membrane. The coding region runs from base 315 to 3266 and encodes 983 amino acids. The transcript has 6 exons.